CUACCCCCCCCACCACCAUCAUCAGAUCAACUCUUUCUCAGACGCAAAACUGUACACGUGUUCCCUGUAAACAGCCCCAGCUCCAUAAAGAAUUGACAUUUAAAGGAAUGGGCUGCGUCUCCAUUUCAUUUCUCUUGAUACCCAGAUCACAUCUUCAGUGUUUCUGUGACCCGAACUGAAUCGUCUCGGAUUAAAGUUUCGAUCUUUGCCACUUUUUUUGUUUUGUUUUCUUGAAUCGCCGCCCGGGAAUGGGGAUUGAUAAAACCGCGAGUGAUAGGAAAGGAAGGAGCAGUGAGGCCAAGAAACAGCGCAAUCGGCAGAGGAGACUUCAUCCGGUUCAGAAUCUUUACGACACUUGCAAGGAGGUGUUCGCCGAUUGCCGGCCGGACGUCGUGCCGUCGCCGGAGAACGUCGAACGGGUCAAGGCUAUUUUGGAUAAAAUGUCGGGGACGGACGUUGGCCUCUGGCCGUCCCAAACAUUCUUCAAGGCAACCGGAAACGAUAAGCCUCCAAGAAUCACAUACAUGGGCAUCCAUGAAUGCGACAAGUUCUCGAUAGGGAUAUUCUGCUUGCCACCAUCAGGGGUUAUGCCUCUCCAUAAUCAUCCAGGAAUGACAGUUUUCAGCAAGAUUCUUUUUGGGAAAAUGCACAUUCAGUCUUAUGAUUGGGUGGAUGGUGACCCCAAUGUUGACAAAUCUUACAACUAUCUAGUCAGUCUUGAAAAAGAUCCCAAUGAUGGGAUUCUUUUUUUAACACUGGACUGGCGAGCUGACUGGGGGCUAGCUAAUGUGGGCAUGCAUGCAGGCAAUCCUUCUGGGGUUCGUUUGGCGAAGAUGAAGGUGAAUUCGGACUUCAGUGCGCCUUGCAAGAGUAGCAUCCUCUACCCUAAAGAUUGCAACAUGCAUUGCUUUCGGGCGUUGACUGCAUGCGCCGUUCUUGACGUGCUCGUCCCGCCUUACAACGACCUCGAAGGUCGCCAUUGCCAAUACUAUUCGGAGUUCCCAUUUUCCAACGGCCCAGGUGAAGAAGGUGUCGCCCAAUCCGCUCCAGAAGUGCCCGAAGAAGGCCCAGAAAAAGGCUAUGUAUGGCUCAAAGAACGGGCGAUGCCCGAAGAUUUGGCCUUUGUUGGGGCUUUGUACAAAGGACCAAAACUAGCCAAAUAAGCCACCCCCAAAAUCUUUGUCUCAUUGUACAUUUUGCUUGACGAGAGCACGUCAAAACAUUUGGUUUUUUUCUUUCCCUUGGGGGGGGGGGGGCUUUAGUUUUAUAGGUAAGAAAAUAUACAUAGGGAAAGAAUGCAAACUUUUCUUUUUUGCUUUUUAUUGGUCUCUCUUGUGGUUUGAAGAAACAGCUCUGUAUAUAUUUUACCAGUAAAAUUUAAAAGGAAAAAAUAACAGUCCGGAAGAACAACAUUAGUAGUAGUUUUGUUGUUGGUUAAAGUUGUGGAUAAUUUUUUAAUGUUGUGGUUUCACAUUGACUUCAAUAUAUUUGACUAUUUGAG
Molecule: messenger RNA, 1501 nt
Organism: Cuscuta campestris
Lineage: Eukaryota; Viridiplantae; Streptophyta; Magnoliopsida; Solanales; Convolvulaceae
Source: the annotation of a GenBank genome assembly